ACAAUGCCUCAUGCCACCUGGUAUCUCCGCUGAGGUCCCGAUUUAAAUCCAGGCAGUGAGGAAAAUGGCGGUGUGGGGUUGAGUGCGGGGGAGACGGAAAUGUAGCUGAGCUUUGGCUCAUUUCCCAGGCAUUCCUGUUGGCUUCUGCUGUAUCGAAUACUGUGCUAGGAUGUGACUUAAAAUUACUUCUGAUUCUGAAGGUCCUCUGAAAAGUAUACAGUGCUUGAAUGUUUGCUAAGGACUAAGUUGCUGAUGCAUGGUCAAGAUGAGUGGAUUAGGAGAAAACUCCUUAGAUAGUUUGACUAAUGAGUCAAGGAAGCGCAAGCCAUUGCCCUGUGAUACACCAAGUGCAAGUCUGGUCUGCAGUGGUGAGAAACGUCGACGUGAGCAGGAAAGCAAAUACAUUGGAGAACUGGCUGAGCUGAUAUCUGCUAAUCUGAGUGACAUUGACAAUUUCAAUGUCAAACCAGAUAAAUGUGCUAUUUUAAAAGAAACUGUGAAACAGAUUCGACAAAUAAAAGAGCAAGGAAAAGCAGUUUCUAAUGAUGAUGAUGUUCAGAAAGCUGAUGUAUCAUCCACGGGUCAGGGAGUUAUUGACAAGGAUUCACUGGGACCUCUUUUAUUACAGGCAUUGGACGGCUUCCUCUUUGUUGUAAAUCGAGAUGGGAACAUAGUAUUUGUAUCAGAAAAUGUCACACAGUAUCUGCAGUAUAAGCAAGAAGAUUUGGUUAAUACAAGUGUCUAUGGUAUCUUGCAUGAAGAGGACCGGAAGGACUUUCUUAAAAACUUACCUAAAUCAUCAGUUAAUGGAGUUGCUUGGACUAAUGAAACACCUAGACAGAAGAGCCAUACAUUCAAUUGCCGGAUGAUGGUGAAAAGCUCUCAUGAUCUCUUGGAAGAUGUGGGUGGCUACCAGGAUAUGCAUCAAAGAUACGAAACUAUGCAGUGCUUUGCUUUAUCACAGCCAAGAGCUAUGAUGGAAGAGGGGGAAGAUUUGCAGUCCUGCAUGAUUUGUGUGGCGCGUCGUAUCACAACUGCAGAAAGGGUGUUUCCAGCAAAUCCAGAGAGCUUCAUUACAAGACAUGAUCUUUCAGGUGCCUGUAACCCGAGACUACAGUUACUGUUUUCUAAAGCUCUGACAGUGACCUGCAAACUUGUCAACAUUGAUCCAAACUCAUUACAAUCUUCCAUGAGACCUGGCUUUGAAGAUAUAAUUCGUCGGUGUAUUCAGAGAUUCUUAUGCCACAAUGAUGGGCAGUCAUGGUCAAAUAAACACCACUAUCAUGAAGCUUAUACACAGGGUCAUGCUGAAACCCCAUUGUAUCGGUUUUCUUUGGCGGAUGGUACAAUAGUGACAGCACAAACAAAGAGUAAACUGUUUCAAAAUCCAAUAACUAAUGAUCGCCAUGGAUUUGUCUCUACCCACUUCCUUCACAGAGAACAAAAUGGAUAUCGGCCAAAUCCUAAUACUGUUGGGCAAAACAUCAGAACACCUGUGACUGGAAACACAAAUUCUGUUAAUGGUCUUACGAAUACGCCACCUGGUCAAGCCAUGUCAAUGCAGAACAGGAACUAUGGGAUGGGAGAUCCCAAUGCAGUGAGUCAGCUCACCAGCACUCGAUAUGGAGCCCCUGGGAGUAUGGGACCAGUCAACUCUGGACCCGGAACGCAGUCCUGUGCUUAUCAGAGUAACAGUUUUGCAUUAAGUAUAAGUAGCCCACCACAUGGUAGUCCUGGCUUAACUUCUAACCAACAGAAUCUAAUGGUAUCUCCUAGGAAUCGAGGGAGUCCAAAAAUGAGUUCACACCAGUAUUCUCCAAUUACAGGUAUGCACUCACCAAUGGGAUCUGCCAGCAACACCAGCAACAGCACUUUCUCUAGCAGUUCUCUUAGUGCUCUGCAAGCUAUUAGUGAGGGUGUUGGAAAUUCCCUUUUAUCGACACUUUCUUCACCGAGUCCAAAAUUGGAUAAUUCCCCAAGCAUUAGCAUAACUCAGCAAAGUAAAACAAGUACCCAGGACUCCAGAAGCCCCUCUGGUUUGUAUUGCGAACAAAACCAAGUGGAAAGUUCCAUCUGCCAGUCAAACAGCAGGGAUCUCUUUAGUGAAAAAGAUAGUAAAGAGGGAAAUAUGGAGGCAUCUGAAAGUCAGAGAGGACCGUCUGAGAGCAAAGGGCAUAAAAAACUCCUUCAGCUACUCACGUGCUCCUCAGAUGAAAGAGGACAUUCUACGGCAUCAAACUCACCUUUAGACUCAAAUUGUAAAGAAUCUUCUACCAGUGUUACCAGUCCUUCUGGAGUUUCAUCAUCAACAUCUGGAGGGGUAUCUUCGUCCUCAAACAUGCAUGCAUCGCUCUUGCAAGAGAAGCACAGGAUUUUACAUAAACUGUUGCAGAAUGGUAAUUCUCCAGCAGAGGUGGCCAAGAUCACAGCUGAAGCUACUGGUAAAGACACAUAUCAUGAUGCUACUAACGCAGCUUCCUGUGGAGAAGGCACUGUCAAACAUGAACAACUGAGCCCAAAGAAGAAAGAAAACAAUGCUUUACUAAGAUAUCUACUAGAUAAAGAUGAUAUUAAGGACCCACUUUCCAAAGAGUUGAAGCCUAAAGUAGAAGGUGUGGGUAAUAAGAUGGGACAAUGCACAAGUUCUACAAUUCCUACUUCAAGUCAAGAAAAAGAGAUGAAAAUAAAAAUGGAGCCAGCAGACGAGAUGAAUGGAGACUUGGAUAAUUUGGAUGGAAUUCUAGGUGAUUUUACUAGUUCAGAGUUUUACAAUAAUGCUGUGUCUGCAAAUGGAAAUAACCCUGGAACAAAACAAGCAUUGUUUCAAGGAAAUGCCCUGUUAGGUGUGAAGAGUCCCCAGUCUGUGCAGACCACUCGCCCACCUUUUAACAGAGCCUUGUCUUUAGACAGCCCUACUGGCUCAGGUGCUUCAGUGAGGAAUGUCAAUGCGUUCUCCAUGUUACAAAAGCAAACCUUGAUGGGUGGAAGUCCAAGAAUGAUUGAAAACCAAGAAAAUUUUGGAGCAAAUCUGGCAAGCACUCUCAACAGAAAUGCGGCGAUGAAUCAGCACCAGUCAGGAGACUGGGGUUUGCAAAACUCCAAAGUGAACAGAUUGGAAUCUGCAAGUUCUGCUUCAAUGUUGAGACCAGGACCUGAAUUUAGUACAACCCUUCCAAGGCCCCCAGAGGGUGGCUCUGUGUCUGGGCUGCCUCUUCGCUCUAACAGCAUACCUGGUACUAGGCCAAUGCCGCAACAGCAAAUGAUUCACAUGAGACCAAAUGAGAUAAACAUUGACAUGGGGGGGAAUCUGUAUGGACAGCCUGGACCAUCUAACCAACCUGAGUUGUGGCCUGACAAUAUGAUGUCCAUGGAGCAAGCGUCACGGGGUUCACAAAACAGACAAUUAGUUAGAAGCUCUUUGGAUGAUCUCUUAUGUUCGGCACCAAAUGUGGAAGGCCAGAAUGAUGAAAGAGCACUUCUGGAUCAGCUGCACACACUGCUGAGUAAUACAGAUGUCACAGGUCUGGAAGAAAUUGACAGAGCAUUAGGAAUUCCUGAUCUUGUAAACCAAGGACAAGCUUUGGAACCCAAACAAGAUUCAUUUCAAGGUCGGGAAUCUUCAGUUAUGAUUGACCAGAAGCCUUUGUUAUAUGGUCAACCCUAUCAAGGGCAAGGGGCAGCAAUGCCAGGAGGUAACAUCCAGGGACAACAGCAGUCUUUUAAUUCAGUGAUGAAUCAGAUGAGCCAGCUGAGCAAUUUUCCUACGCAAAGUAUGCACCCGCGAGCAAACAUGGUGAGACCUCGGACCAACACACCAAAGCAGCUACGCAUGCAGCUCCAGCAGAGGCUCCAGGGACAGCCGUUUGUGAAUCAGACCCAUCAAAUGCUUGAAAUAAAAAUGGAAAAUCCAGUCAGUGGUACUAACUCAGUGAUGAGACCAGUUAUGCAGCCACAGGUGGGAUCCCAGCAGCAAGGUUUUCUUAAUGCUCAAAUGGUGGCUCAGCGUAACAGGGAACUAGUAAGUCACCAUUUUAGACAACAGAGGAUGGCAAUGAUGAUGCAGCAGCAACAGCAACCUCAGGCCUUCAGUCCACCACCAAAUGUGGCAGCCUCAGGAAGCAUGGAUAGUGCUUUGACAGGUCCUCCAAUGGCUCAAGUUCCUUCACAGCAAUUUCCAUAUGCACCUAAUUAUGGAAUAAGCCAACAACCUGAUUCUGCAUUUAGUAGAGUAUCAAGCCCUCCCAAUCCAAUGGUAUCAUCAAGAAUUGGACCUGCCCAGAACCCUAUGCUGCAGCAUCCUCAGUCAGCAACAAUGUACCAGUCCUCAGAGACAAAGGGCUGGCCCUCAGGAAGCAUGCCCAGAAACAGUUCUUUUCCCCAGCAGCAGUUCAGCCAUCAAGGUAGCCCAGCAGCGUACAGUGUGAUGCACAUGAAUAGCAGCAGUGGCCAUAUUGGACAGAUGAGUAUUAAUACCAUGCCUAUGUCAGGACUGCCUAUGGGGCCAGACCAGAAAUACUGCUGACAUCUAGAACCACAUCUUCAAACAAGAAUGGCUGAAUGCACUAGUGUUAGAAAGGAAGGUGACACAUCCUUCAUGGCAAGUCAUACUGGGCUUACAGAAACCAGUGAUAAAUUUCCUCAUCCAGAGGAAAACGAACCAAAAAAACUCCUACCCAACAAAAAUGCAUUUUAGUAGAAGCAGCCCUAUGUAUUACUGUAUGAUGUGGGGUACAAAAAAAGGCUGUUACUAUUUUUGGCACUCAUCCUCUAGAAAUGUGAAUUGGUAAUGGUGUUUUAAUAGAUUGGAAUGGGUAGACUCCUGGUAUACAUUAUCUGUUUACUGUAGCUAUCCAAAGCUCUUUAGCCCAGGCAGACAAAAGUGGCUGGAAAAGUCACAGUGGUAAGAAUUUAAUGAUUUCUCUAAUAACAAUAUCUGACAGAGAAUAUAGUUCUUUGCCUUGGCUCUUUUAUAUAGAUUCCUGAAUAUAAAUGCUGCUGUUAGUCUCUUACCCCAAGAGUCAGGGAUUUCCCAAGCAAAGUAGCAGUGCAAAAUUAACUGGCACAUGCUAGUCCAAAAUCCUGUCUGUUGAAGCCAAGGGAUAAAAAGAGAGGAUAAACAAUUUAAAUUAUUUAAACACAAUUGUGACUAAUAUUUACAUAUUGCUGUGCAGCUGAGUGCACUUUAUAGAAGACAAUAUAAUGGAUUAAUGCAAUAUCUUUGAUAAGGACUUAAUCUGAAGGGUAGAGUUAGCUCAAGUUCCUUCUCAAACACAAUCUCUUAAGAAUUGUUUCAAAAGACUGCAUUAUUUAAUGUUUUCUGUGUAUGGAAAUUAGAGCAAUAAUCUUUCUUUUUUUUUUUUUUUUUUUUUUUUGAAAAUAUCUUCAGAAAACUUAUGGCAAGACUCUGCAGUCAGAAUUGGAAUUUUGCAGUCUUUUUUGUGAAUAAAUUUUGUAAAUAUGAGCUUUAAAAUAAUGUAUUAUAUAUAUGACUUUUGUAGGUCACUAACUCAUUUUUGCAGAGUUGGUGAAGCUAAAUAUUUAAUGAAAUUGAUUUCUGAAAACUGAGUGUAGUUGAGGUCCAAAUAGAAUUUUUUUACUAUUAUUAAAUUUAGGGACUUUGAAGCUGGGUGACUUUGGCCCACAUAUUUCUCUUCUUUGGUCUUCAACACUUCAUUUAUUUUUACAUCUUUAAGAUAGAUCUUUUUAUUUAAAAAAAAAAAAAAAAAAAAAAAAAAAAAAAAAAAAAAAAAAAAAGACUGGUUGUUCAAUACUUUCUCCACCUGUGAGCACUUUUGUUACAUUAGUUUUUACCUAAGGCAAUUUGACACAAAGGCUCUGCAUUGGGAGAUCUUACAGCUUGUCAGGACAGACAUGUCUGUCUGUAAUAGGUUGCCUUUUCAGCUGAUGAAUCUGGAUUGUCUUUUUGGUCAAUUCUGAUGAACUCUAAAUGUUCUUUGAAAAUGUUUGUCUGUUGCAAAAUAUUUGUUGCUAUGUAACAUCCAGAAAUCUUUAAGGAUAUUAAGCCACACUUUAACCAAAUGUCUACACUUCAUUGGAUUGUUCUAAUAGUAACGAAUGUAUUUUCUAAGCAGAUUUCUGUCAUAGCAGUAUUUAAGUCUGGUUACAUUUUAUUUGCUGAUAGCGUGGGGGUUUUAUCCCCCAUUUUGGGUGCUUGAAAUGAAGAUCCCUUUGCACUUUUUGUAGCUGCAAGGAAUUAAACCGCUAAACCUUCAUAAGGGAUGAGGAUGACCCAGAAAUGGUUAAGCUGUUGUGGAGGUGCUUCUGUCCUGUUGUUCAUUGUGUAAUGGAAAACUGAUUUCUCCAAAGUGAGUAAAAGAAACAACAAAAAAACCCCCCUGAUCUGUGGGUUUUCUUGCUUAUUCCUGGUACUGUUAGCAAGUUGUUUUAUUGUUCAGAAUAUUCAGUGAUCUUACAUUUUAAGAAGUAGAAUUAAUUUCAGUAGAAGUGAUCUCAAAAAUUCAUCCUUAGCACCUAGCCAGCUGUGUUUCAAAGGGAAUGUAGUGUCAAUCGAUCUACUUCAUGCAACCCUGUCUCUUCCACUAGUACUGAGUAUAUAGAUUAUCACAGCAUUUAUAUGAAAUUUUCAGUCCAAUUAGUGUGUGUUUAUAAAGCAAAACUUUUAAAAUCCUAAGGAACUUUUAUCUUCUAAUUUGUUGGAACAUACAAUUUUGUUGAGUAAGGGCUACUUACUGAGGGUGAAAGGCAACAAUCCCUUGUUUUUUAUAUCAAAUCAGAGUAAAACAAUAUUUAUAUUUUGUAGUUGUUCAUUACACUGAUGGAAACUACAAACACCGGUUGCUUUCCUUAGGUGAGCUCUUACACUGCUAUAUACAUCUUUCAGUACAAUUUUUUUUUUUAAAUAGUAAUUGUUUAUACAUCUGUGUUUAACUGACAUUAUAAAGGCUCAUACUUUUGUCAUCUGUUUAGAAUGUUGUAACUUUCCAGUACCUACUUUUUUUUUCUGAAUUAGAAGACUUUUAGUUUAAACCUGAUGAAGGGGCAGGGGGCAUUUUUGAAAUGCACUGACAGCCUCUUUUGUGGCAGCACUAAAUAGGACAUCUAGUUUGAAAUCUGUUGAGAUUUAGUUACCACCAUCAAUUUUGCUUUGGUCCUAUAGCAGUAGAUUUUUCUGAAUGUUUUUUUUAAAUAAAACUCAUGUAACAUUAUUCAGCAGCAAGAGAUGAAUUAGCCAGGACAGGAAUCUCUGAUUACUGCUGCAUAAAAGAGCAUUGUUUUGCUAUGUCUCUAUUACUAUUUUGAUCACAGAAACCAUGUAUUUAUUAAACUUGUAUGUAGUGUACUUUUUGCCUUGGCCUAAAAUACUGCUUCCAAAGUGAGAAAUUCAGACUAUGUUUCUGUCACAAGACAAAAAUUACUUGAAUGUUGCACCAGUUCCACCUUUUAUUAUAGAAUUUAUGUGCAGACUACCAGAUGUCAGAAUGAUACAGCAAGUAUGAAACCACAUGAUUCUGAGAGCAAUAUUUAAAAAAAUUCUCAGGAAAAGGCAUAUGGUAUUGAGAACUGCAUCUAAGUUUCGUUUCCAUUAUAAGUAUUGCUUGAAAUAUCCAUAUCUUUAUUUUGCAAAACAGAAAAAUCAUGGGUUCUGCUUUAUAAAAGGGUUGGUUUUAAGGUGUAACUGCCCUUCUGGUUUUUGUGUUUGGAUGUUAAUAGUAAUGUAAAUAAAGGUUUGUAUUUAAAAUCAGAA
Molecule: messenger RNA, 7726 nt
Organism: Hirundo rustica (Barn swallow)
Lineage: Eukaryota; Metazoa; Chordata; Aves; Passeriformes; Hirundinidae
Gene: NCOA3
Product: nuclear receptor coactivator 3
Exons: 25
Coding region: 257-4522 (1421 amino acids)
Biological process (GO): positive regulation of transcription by RNA polymerase II; cellular response to hormone stimulus
Cellular component (GO): nucleus
Molecular function (GO): protein dimerization activity; nuclear receptor binding
Source: RefSeq, a predicted model, not a curated record